UUUUUUUUCUUCUACAAGUGGAGAAAUCGCUUCUUAUCCUCGUUAAAUCUUGGCCAAACGAAAUAGCUAAGAUUGACAAGUGAAACCUUUUAUAUGCAUCAAUGAAAGUGCACAUCUGGGUGCACAAACACACAUAAAAAAAAGAAGGAAAUGGAUUCUUCCAAUAAGGCAGUAGUAACUGAUAAGUCUCAUGCAGUUUGUAUUCCAUCCCCAGCUCAAAGCCACAUAAAGGCAAUGCUAAAACUUUCAAAGCUUCUCCACCAUAAAGGUUUUCACAUUACCUUUGUCAACACUGAGUUCAACCACCAACGUUUUUUGCAAUCUAGAGGUCCCAACUCCUUAGAUGGCUUGUCUGACUUCCGAUUUGAAACCAUUCCUGACGGCCUCCCUCCAUCGGACCUCAACGCUACCCAAGAUAUCCAUUUUCUUUGUGAUUCCAUUAUGAAAAACUUUUUGGCACCAUUUUCUGAUCUCCUUGUAAAACUCAAUGGUGCAACUUCAAAGAAUCCUCCAGUGACUUGUAUUAUCUCAGAUGGUUUCAUGCCAUUCACCAUUACUGCUGCUCAAGAACUUGGAAUUCCUAUUGUAAUGUUCUUCACUAUUUCUGCUUGUAGCUUAAUGGGUUUUAUGCAGCUUCCUUCUCUCAAAGACAAAGGAAUCAUACCACUUAAAGAUGAGAGUUACCUCACAAAUGGGUAUUUGGACAGAGUGAUAGACUGGAUUCCAGGUAUGAAAAACAUCCGUCUAAGGGAUCUCCCAAGUGUCGUUCAAAACAUAGAUCCAAAUGAUGCUCUCUUUAAACUUGCGAUCGAAGCAGCAGAAAGAGCUCCUAAAGCUUCGGGAAUUGUUAUUCACACGUUCAACGCAUUAGAAAAAGAGGUAUUGGAUGCUCUUUCAACCAUGUUUACUCAUGUAUAUGCCAUUGGCCCUCUCCAACCACUACUAAUCAAUCACUUACCCAAUGACCUUUCGAAAUCAAUUGGGUACAAUUUAUGGAAAGAAGAAACUGAGUGCCUCGAUUGGCUUAACUCUAAAUCACUCAACUCAGUAAUAUAUGUGAAUUUUGGUAGCAUAACUGUUAUGACACGAAAACAAUUGAUUGAGUUUGGUUGUGGACUUGCAAAUAGUAAGCACCCCUUUUUGUGGAUAAUUAGGUCUGAUUUAGUUGAUGGAGAAUCAACCAUUUUGCCACCUGAGUUUGAGGUAGAAAGUAAAGAAAGAGGCUUUAUAGCUAGUUGGUGCCCUCAAGAGGAAGUGUUGAACCACCCUGCAGUGGGAGGGUUCAUAACACAUAGCGGAUGGAAUUCAACCAUUGAAAGUGUGUAUGCAGGAGUACCAAUGCUUUGUUGGCCAUAUUUGGGCGAUCAACAAACAAAUUGCAAGUAUACUUGCAAUGAAUGGGGCAUUGGCAUGGAAAUUGAUAAUGAUGUCAAAAGAGAGAAAGUAGAGAAGAUUGUGAGGGAAUUAAUGGAAACAGAAAAGGGUAAGAAAAUGAAGAAAAAUGCAAUGGAGUGGAAAAAAAUUGCCGAAGAGGCCACUUGUCCACUUGGAUCUUCAUCCAUUAACUUUAACAAUCUGAACGAAUGGAUACGAAUGAAUGAUAAACUAGUGGAAAUCAUUGCUUGAAAAAGACUGACAGGUACUUGUUUCUUCAUUGUGUAAGUGAGAAAUAAUUACCAGGUGAAUUGUAGUUUUCCGAUUCUGGACUUCGUUAGUGUGAAAUUCAUGAGUAUUUAUAGGGGUAACUUAUUGUGUACUCUCGAAAUACUAUAAAUGUGUAUUUCCUUCUCUUUCAUGAAUGAUGGGUCUCACUAAUUAAAUUCAUGGUGGAACCCACCAUUCAUGUGAGAGGGGGAGUACGCAUUUCUGGUACUACGGGAGUACCUAAUAAUUUUCCAUUUAUAGGUGUUAAUGACAGUUUAUGGAUUUGGUUAGGUUUAAUUUAGAGUUAUUUUAAUCUACAUCAUUGAUUUUUAGAGUUGGGCUGCUAUUGCUGUGGACUAGAGGAGUAGUAGGGAAAUUUGAUGGGGUUGUGGGGAAUUAUUUAGUUUAUGUAAGUUUGGAUGAUCAAUUUGAAGGUUUCUUAAAUGAACAUUUAUAAUUUUGUAUGAAAAGGCUCCACAUGCGAGGUUGUACAAACACUAGCAUAUAUAUAGUUUGAAUGGCGCUCUCUUGAUUUUCCUUAUCUUAUUGAUGUAUUUGAAAUAUUUAACUUUCUCAUCAUCGAUGCAGAAUUUAAUAGUCUUCUCUUUGGUUAUAUUAGUCUUCUCUUUGGUUAUAAUAGACCACUCAAAGCCCUACGUGGAGGACUGGCAGAAUUUAAUCAAAGUAGAUGGAGCAUGGAGAAAACAAAACAAGAGAACUGGCAUAGACUUUGAAAACAAAUCCAGAGAGGUGAAAAAGCUUUUUAUGGGUUACUAACUUACUAUAGCACCAAAUCUAUGAAUUGCUAAGUGCCCAGAUUUGUAGCUGCCAAUGAGGCUGUUUUGAAGGCAAAAGAGUUGGGUUUCAGAAGAAUCUUUGUGCUGGUAAGAAGCAAGGAAAUAGAACAAAUUUGGAAACAGAAAAGGAAACCACCAUGGAGAUUCUCUGCACCAAUUGAAGACCUCAAGAAUGCUCAGCUGUUUUCCAGAUCACAAUUCCAGUAGUUCUUGAACUCCUUGUAAACAAAACCAGAACUCUGGCCAAACUAGCUACCAAAUGUCUUAAGAAUCAUUUUUGGUCCAAUUUUUUAAUUUCUUUGUUGCAACAUCCUUCUCUUGUAAAAUAAAAAAUAAAAAAUCAGUGCAUUGCCUUA
This is a messenger RNA of Quercus lobata, 2797 nucleotides long. Its product is annotated as 7-deoxyloganetin glucosyltransferase-like. The record is from RefSeq and is a predicted model, not a curated record. Gene Ontology annotation, molecular function: quercetin 3-O-glucosyltransferase activity; quercetin 7-O-glucosyltransferase activity. Lineage: Eukaryota; Viridiplantae; Streptophyta; Magnoliopsida; Fagales; Fagaceae. Bases 151 to 1626 code for a protein of 491 amino acids. The transcript is spliced from 3 exons.